AUGUCAUCAAUGGAUGUCAAAUUUAUCCCCAUAAAGUCAUUCAUUGACUCGAAUUUCUUCAUCAGAUUAUCAGAAUUGAAAUUAGAUGAGUUGAAGUUGGAUUCAAAACCCAUAAAGAUUCAUGGAUUCUUGAAUGAUGCUUUAAAGUUGAACAAGUUCAAUAAUGUUCCUAUCAUGAAUUUGAAUUAUGAUAGUUUCAAACCAGAAACAGGAGAUUCCGAAUCAUCAGGGUUCAACAAUAUCAUGGAAGGUACACUUUAUAACUUCAACACAAUCGAAGAGUUUAAAAAUUUAGACAAGCAGAAGAUACUCGGUGAAUGGGGUGAAGAGAUCAAAGAUGGAUUCGAUAAGGGGAAAUUUAAUCAGUUUAGAAUGAUCACAUUCUGUGACUUGAAAAAGUAUAAGUUCUAUUAUUGGGUAGCAUAUCCUACUGUUUAUAGUAAGUGGGAGGUUACUAGUGUUGAGGAUGUUGAAUAUGAAGGAGAUUUGACUCAACAGUUCCAGUUGGAUGAGAAGGUAUACAUUGAUACGUGUUUGGAAGAAAAUCAAUUAUCAUACCAGGUGAUCAAUUUCUUAAAUCACAUAGCAACCACCAAGGAUGAAUUGACCAAGAAAGAAGUCAGUAUGAAAAUCUAUAAAAAUGGUCAGUUCAAAUCAUAUACUUUCAGAAGUGACGUGAAAACCAACUUUAUUGGAUGGGAAAGAACUAACCAAGGGAAACUAGGACCUAAAUUGGCUAAUCUAGGUACUUUAAUCGAUCCCCAUCAAUUAGCUAAUCAAGCGGUGGAUUUGAAUUUGAAACUUAUGAAAUGGAGAAUCGCUCCAAAUUUGAACUUGGAUGUUAUUAACCAUCAGAAAGUGUUAUUACUUGGUGCUGGUACGUUAGGUAGUUACGUUUCGAGAUGUUUGAUGGGUUGGGGAGUCAAAAAUAUCACUUUUGUUGACAAUGGAAGAAUUUCAUAUUCUAAUCCAGUAAGACAGUCGUUAUAUAGUUUUAAAGACUGUUUUAGUGAUAAUGGACAAGGAGAGAUCAAAGCAGUGAGAGCAAGUGAAUCAUUGAAAGAAAUAUUUCCUGGAGUCAAUUCUCAAGGUAUAGAGAUGGAAAUUCCCAUGAUAGGUCACCCCAUGACCAAUGAAGCUAAAGUCAAGGAAGAUUAUGAGAAGUUAGAUGAAUUGUUUGAUGCUCAUGAUGUAAUAUUCCUAUUAAUGGACUCGAGAGAAUCUCGUUGGUUACCUACCCUUAUGGGGAUUUCCAAAAAUAAAUUAGUUAUCAAUGCGGCUCUAGGCUUUGAUAGUUAUUUAGUGUUAAGACAUGGAACUAAAGAAUUGGAUUUGGGAUGUUAUUAUUGUAAUGAUGUGGUUGCACCCAAUGAUUCGUUGAAAGAUCGAACUUUAGACCAAAUGUGUACUGUUACUCGACCUGGAGGUGCAUUGAUGGCAUCUUCAUUAGCCGUAGAACUAUUAGUAUCGGUAUUACAACAUACUAAAGGGAAAAAUGUUGACAUUGAUACCAGUACUUUAGGAGAAAUCCCCCACCAAAUCCGUGGUUUCUUAAAUAACUUCCAACAAAUGAAAUUAUCAACUCCAAAAUAUCAAUAUUGUUCAGCCUGUUCAACUAAAGUGGUUGAAAAAUAUGAACAAGACUCUUGGGAAUUCAUUAAGAGCUGUUUAAAUGAUACCAAAUAUCUUGAAGAUGUUUGUGGUUUAACUGAAGUACAAAAAGAAGCUGAACGAGUAAGUGAACAAUUAAUGGAAUCAUUAGAAUUAGAUGAUGACGAUUGGAUGGAUUAG
Messenger RNA from Yamadazyma jaroonii, 1791 nucleotides. NCBI's taxonomy places the organism in Eukaryota, Fungi, Ascomycota, Pichiomycetes, Serinales, Debaryomycetaceae. The record is from the annotation of a GenBank genome assembly.